This is a messenger RNA of Taeniopygia guttata (zebra finch), 2101 nucleotides long. Its product is annotated as pituitary tumor-transforming gene 1 protein-interacting protein. Gene Ontology annotation, cellular component: cytoplasm; nucleus. The record is from RefSeq and is a predicted model, not a curated record. NCBI's taxonomy places the organism in Eukaryota, Metazoa, Chordata, Aves, Passeriformes, Estrildidae. Gene Ontology annotation, biological process: protein import into nucleus.
GGCGGCUGCGCGGGGCCGGGCCCGGCCGGGCGGGCUCUGCCUGAGCCGUCCGGCCAUGGAGGCGGCGGGGCGGUGGCCGCUGUGGCUGCAGGGCCUGGCGCUGCUGUGGGGCCGCGCCGUGGCGGGGCUGGAGCAGAUCGGCAGCACGGUUCCGCCGGCGCAGGCAUGUUCAGCAUUUUCCCAGACGUCUUGUGAUGAAUGUCUAGCAAAUGUUUCGUGCCUUUGGUGUUACACCAACAAUACAUGCAUUGAUUACCCUGUAAGAAGUAUUUUUCCACCUUCUUCAUUGUGUUCUCUCUCAAAUGCUCGAUGGGGAGUUUGCUGGAUAAACUUUGAGGCUUUGAUUAUUGCUAUGGCUGUGGUAGCUGGACUCAUUCUGGUGUCCAUAACGGCCUGUUGCUGUUACUGCUGUUACUGCAGAAGGCCUUCCAGGAGCAGACUAGAGGAAGAAGAGGAGCAGUUAGCUAGGAAGAGAGAGGAACGAAGGCUGCAGUCUCUUCAGAGGAAACAUGAAAGAAAACUGAAGCAUGAUGAAAUACGUAAGAAGUAUGGUCUUCUCCAGGAUUCUGAUAACCCCUACAGCAGAUUUGAGAAUGAAUAAAGAUGAGAACCUUCCACAAGAGCUGUAACUCCAGAAUCCAGGAAGACAGUUUGUGUUCAUUAGCCCUUUUGCUCUUUCACUUCUGUUUUUUUCUCUCCAAAGUGUUUUUUCCUGGUUGUAAAACUAGAAGCAGCUAAAGACUUCAAAAUAACAUGUUUCUAUCUCCUACGUGUAUAGGAAUAAUUUUCCAUAAAUGUUUUUCAUUGUUGAAAUGUUUGCUGAAGUUGGUUUAUGUUUCCUCUUCUUAAAAUCUAUAUUUUAUUACUUGACAUAGAUGGUUAAUUGUCACAGUACAGUGAUUUUGAAUUCAGUCUUAACUGCUACUUAAAGCAGUUGUUCUCAUGUUCCUAAAUAGACAGAUUUAUGUAUAUAUAUAACAAAAAGCAACAUGGAAGCACAGCUCCACAUAGCAGAAAUAAUUGAUGAAAAAUACAUCAUGCACAUUCCUGUGGGUGGAGGUUUUUUUGCCUGGAAAAAACAUCUUCCAAGAGUGUAAUGUGUCAGGGUUGACAUAGAGGAGCAUAUUUGUCUUUGAAUAAUUAAAUUCAGUUGUGGGAAUGUUAAUAGGUAUUUUAAAUACAGUUAGCAAAAUUGGAGGAAGGCUGAUCUUGAAACAAACAUAGUUACGUGUUCCUAUAUUUAAGAAACAUCAGUCUGUGUGAGCACUUUAUUCUCCAAACUUAAAGUAUGUUGAAAAAAAAAAAAUAAAGUUGCCCAGAUUCUGCAGCAGCUUAAGCACUGCCCAGCUGCUUCCUCCCUCCCUCGGGGGGAUGCAGGAGAGAAUGGGAACAGCAGAGGGUUGAUAUAAAGGCACAGUAAGUGAAGGAAAGGAGGGUAGAGGGAACAAAUUCUGCAAAGGCAAUUGCCACUUCCCAGGAGCAGACCUCUGCCUAGCCUCCCCUCCAGUUUUCUUGGUGUGCCUGGAGCAGGGUCAGUUUAGGUCAGUUUUGGCCAACUGUGUCCUCUCCCAGCUUCUUGUUGCCCCCUGGCCGAGUUGCUGGAGCAAGCAGAGUGGGGGGAAAAUGAAACUUUGAUGCUGUGCAAGCAAUGCUCAGCAAAAGCCAAAGGUUUUUUUUUUGGUUUUUUUUUGUUUUUUUUUGUGUGUGUUCUCAGCACUCUUUCUGCCACAAAUCCAAAGCAAAGCAGCACCAUAAGGGCUGCUAUGAAGAAAGUUACCUCAGUCCCUGCCAGAGCCAGUACAGUAAGAAGGCAGUAUUUUUUUUAACCUUUUAUUGUUCUUUUGAUAUUUACAUAAUGUGAUUUAUUUCCUGUCUUACUUUUCAUAGAGGGUUUCCUUGAGCACUUUUAGUAGCUUACCAGUAUGAUGUGACAAGCAAAGACCUCUUCUAUACUCCCAGUCUAAUUGUAUGGUCCCAUUUAUUCUGUACACUUUAAAUCACUUCCCUUGUUGUUUAUUAUCUGUUAAACAAAUGUACAGUAUUGAGGAUGUUUGUGUUAUUUUUGUCCACAUUCCUAAAAUAAACUCUUUAACAUCUUGAA